Messenger RNA from Chlorella variabilis, 2230 nucleotides. RefSeq lists its product as hypothetical. The record is from RefSeq and is a predicted model, not a curated record. Gene Ontology annotation, biological process: tricarboxylic acid cycle; acetyl-CoA biosynthetic process; fatty acid biosynthetic process. The transcript has 23 exons. Gene Ontology annotation, cellular component: cytosol. Bases 67 to 1839 code for a protein of 590 amino acids. NCBI's taxonomy places the organism in Eukaryota, Viridiplantae, Chlorophyta, Trebouxiophyceae, Chlorellales, Chlorellaceae. Gene Ontology annotation, molecular function: ATP citrate synthase activity.
GGACAGAUCUUCACACCUUCGACUACCGCCAUAUUUUACAACUGGAAGCAGCUGCCCGUGCAGCGCAUGCUUGAUUUCGACUUCCUAUGCGGCCGCAAGACGCCCUCGGUGGCGGUGAUCGUGCAGCCGGGGGCCGCCGGCGGCUUCCAGAAGCUGUUUUUCGGCCAGGAGGAGAUUGCCAUUCCGAUGGUUGGCAGCAUCGCAGAGGCCGCGGAAGCCUUCCCCAAGGCAGAUGUCCUGGUCAACUUCAGCUCGUACCGCAGCGCCUUUGAGUCGUCCAUGGAGGCGCUGCGCCAGGCCACCAUCCGCGUGGUGGCCAUCAUCGCGGAGGGGGUGCCCGAGCGGGACGCCAAGGCCAUGAUCGCCUAUGCACGCGACAACAACAAGAUCAUCAUCGGCCCCGCCACAGUGGGCGGCGUGCAGGCCGGCGCCUUCAAGAUCGGCGACGCGGCGGGGACGCUCGACAACAUCCUGGCCUGCAAGCUGUACCGCCCCGGCUCCGUGGGCUUUGUGUCCAAGUCGGGGGGCAUGUCGAACGAGAUGUACAACGUUAUCGCCCGCGCAGCAGACGGCGUCUACGAGGGCAUCGCCAUCGGCGGCGACGCCUUCCCCGGCUCCACGCUGUCCGACCACUGCCUGCGCUACCAGAACAUCCCGCAAAUCAAGAUGAUUGUGGUGCUGGGGGAGAUUGGAGGCCAGGAUGAGUACAGUCUGGUGGAGGCGCUCAAGGCGGGACGCAUCACCAAGCCUGUGGUGGCCUGGGCCAGGCAAGCGGCAGUUGUCGGAACCUGCGCCAAGCUAUUCAAGAGCGAGGUGCAGUUUGGGCACGCGGGCGCAAAGAGCGGCGGCGAUGAAGAGCGGGCGUCGCCAGCCAAGAAUGCGGCGCUGUCGGCGGCGGGGGCCAUCGUCCCUGGCAGCUUUGAGGAGCUUGAGGGCACGAUCCGCAAGGUGUAUUUGGAACUGCGGGAGCAAGGCCUGAUACAGCCUGUGGCGGAGGUGGCGCCGCCCACCGUUCCCAUGGACCUCAGCCAGGCGAAGAAGGAGGGCAAGGUGCGCGCCCCCACCCAUAUCGUCUCCUCCAUCUGCGACGACCGAGGCGAGGAGCCGACGUAUGCGGGGGUGACCAUGAGCGAGCUGAUGGAAGCAGAUGCCAAUGUGGGGGACGCCAUCGGCCUGCUGUGGUUCAAGCGCCGCCUGCCGCGCUACGCCACCAAGUUUAUUGAGAUGUGUGUGGUGCUGUGCGCCGACCACGGCCCCUGCGUCAGCGGCGCGCACAACACGAUUGUGACGGCGCGGGCGGGCAAGGACCUCAUCUCCUGCUUGGUCAGCGGCCUGCUCACUAUUGGCCCUCGCUUUGGCGGCGCCAUCGACGACGCCGCGCGCUACUUCAAGCAGGCGUGCGACCAGGGCCAGGAAGCGGAUGAGUUUGUGGAGGGCAUGAAGCGCAGGGGCAUCCGCGUGCCCGGCAUCGGCCACCGCAUCAAGAGCAAGGACAACCGGGACAAGCGGGUGGAGCUGCUGCAGCGGUAUGCGCGCAAGCACUUCCCCUCCACCCGCUACCUCGACUACGCCAUCACUGUGGAGGAGUACACGCUGCAGAAGGCCGCCAACCUGGUGCUGAAUGUGGAUGGCUGCAUUGGGGCGCUGUUCCUGGACCUACUCAACUCGGUGGGCAUGUUCAGCCCGGCCGAGGUGCAGGAGGUGGUGGAUAUUGGGUACCUCAACGGGCUGUUUGUGCUGGCACGCAGCAUCGGCUUCAUCGGCCACGCCCUGGACCAGAAGCGCCUGCAGCAGCCGCUGUUCCGCUACCCCUGGGACGAGGUCCUGUACACCAAAUAAGCUGGCUGGUCUCCUUGAUGACGCCUGGCACAGAUACGCUCCCGGGCGUGUGCUGGUGCAGCAGCCGAUGCCCCCCAGCAUCCCAGCAACCUGGCAAGUCGUCCCACCACAUGCUUCCCAAUAACGAGAGACCCCCAAAUGAUCACGCUCCCAUUCAAGCUGGCCCCUGCCAUUUAGUUUCUUCCAACUCAUUCCCCUCCCUUUGAUCUAGUCCCCGACAGCAGCGCCCCGUCACGAGCCGCAUGAGCAGCCCCUAGGAAUGCCAGCAGGCACCUAUCUUUCGCUCCCCACUAUGUAUGUUAGAGCGUAGCGGCCCGCCGCCCCCGAUUUUGCCCCACUAGCGCCCCAGUUUUCAGCUGCCCUUGAGAGCCCGUACCUCGCCCUGUAACGU